Polistes canadensis is the source of this 4973-nucleotide messenger RNA. Its product is annotated as citron Rho-interacting kinase-like. The record is from RefSeq and is a predicted model, not a curated record. Lineage: Eukaryota; Metazoa; Arthropoda; Insecta; Hymenoptera; Vespidae. Bases 30 to 4841 code for a protein of 1603 amino acids. The transcript has 13 exons. Gene Ontology annotation, biological process: actomyosin structure organization; peptidyl-threonine phosphorylation. Gene Ontology annotation, cellular component: cytoplasm; cytoskeleton. Gene Ontology annotation, molecular function: protein serine/threonine kinase activity.
AUUCAUGUAAUAAUGGACAAGAUAAUUGGAUGCAUAGGAGCAAAUUAGACAAAUUAGAUAAAGAGACUAGUCAAUUAAAACAGGAAUUGUUAGAUUUAAAAAAUGCUGAUUUGAUAGAGUCUAAGAAAAAUUUAGGGGAUCAAAUGGAUUCAGAAAAGUCUCCCAAGUCGGAGAACAAGCAUUUGUUCAAACAAACUUUAGAAGGGUCCUUCCUUGAAUUCAAAUAUCCUAAACAUCAAUUAUUGCAGUCAAAUAAAUAUUCUAAAGAAAAAAUGGAAUUGGAAAUGCAAUUGGAUUGUAAAAAAAAGGAAGUGCAAGAGAAGCAAAAGAAGAUCUUAGAACUUCAAGACAAGGUUCGUGAAAUUGUCCAAAUGGAAUAUCAAUUGGAGGAAAAAGUUAAACGAUUGGAAGCUUCUAACAAGGAAAGGGAUAGAUUAGAACGAGAGUUAAUUGCAACUAGAUCUGAAUUAGCAACAGUUAAGAGGACGUUAGAAUUGGAACGUCAAGAGAGAAGAGAUUUAGAGAGUAAAGCUCUUGCUCUUAUAAAAGAUGCUAAGCGUAAAUGGGAAAAUGCAGAAAAAGAAAAAGUUGUACAACUUAAUAAACACAUUGAUACUCAAACUACGCGCAUCACAGAAUUGUGUACUAGUAACAACGAAAUGAGUUCCAGGUUACAGAGAAUGGAGUGUGAACUUGAAACCGCUAAUGCAGAAUUACAUAAACUUAGACUAUUUCAGUUGCAAUAUAAGGAAUCUUUAGCCAAAACCAGAGAGCUCAACCGACAGAGUGUUCAAGGGGUUGAAACAAAGUUAGAAGAAAUAGCAAACCGUUCACAUAAUCAAAUAUCUGAAUUACGUGCUAAACUAGAUUUUGAAGUAGUAAAAAAUACGGAAUUAGAAAGUAAAUUAAGAAAUGAACAAGAUUCUAAUCAUUGUCGUCAGUCGAGGCUCCACGUUGCUUUGGAACUCGCCCAGAAUGAACUUAAAGAUUGUCAAGAGCAAUUACGUGCUUUACAAGCUACAAUACCUGUGAGAGAGACUGAAAUAGAAACUUUACGUAAACAGUUGCAAGAAAGAACCAAACAAUUGGAAAAUGUGCAGAUAUCGGAGCAAACUUUUACUAAUAUGCGAGAACAACUUGAAAUGUUGAAGACAGAAAAUGAACAACUUAAGGAACAAUUGGAAUCAACUAAAUCUGAUUUGAAUGAUACCAUAGUAAAUUUGGAACAGAAUGAAACUCUUGCCUUAAAUUUAGAACAAAUUACACAAGACAAAGCUGUUUUGCAAAAAAGAUUACAAGAUUCUUUGGAUAAGGAAGAGGAACAUUUACGUAAAGUUGGUAAUUUGGAAGAACUAUUGAAACGUUUGGAGCAGAGUGUUACUAAAUUGGAAGCUGAAAAUGCUAGUCUUAAAAAAUCAGGGUUUACGGAAUCAAACAGUAACGUGGUUUUUUCAGAAAAUUUACUUGAAAAGAAUUCACAUUUACAAGAACAAGUGCAAAAACUCGAACAACAAAUCGAAACUUUAAGAGAAAAUGUUACUGCCGAACGACAAACAGUAAGGCAGACUCAAAUGACUUUAUGGAAAAAAGAAAAAGAGUUGUCCGAUUCCAACUUGGACAAACGAAUUGCGUUGAGAGAAGUAAAAACAGCUGAAGGUAAAAUCAAAACGUUGCAGGAGGACAAGCAGAAGUUAUUGGACAGAAUAAAUAAUAAAACAAAAGAAGACGAAGAGAAGUCGAAAAAAUUAUUGAAAGAAUUGGACAGCGCUAAAACAUCUUUAAAUGAAAUAACAAAAGAAGCAACUAGAAAUAAACUGCAAGCAGAUUCAGCUCAAAGGGCGUUAACGCAAGCUAAUCGCGAGAUGGAAGAACUUCAGUCUACGAGUGCAGCAUUACGAAGAGAGGUGGAUGCAACGCGUAAACAAUUGCGUGUGUAUCAAGAUCGCAUAGACAGUCUGAAUGCAGAAAAUAAACGUUUGUCGCAAUCCAGUAUGAAAAAUAACGAAGACAAAGUAGCAUUGGAAAUGAAAAUAGAAAAAUUAGAACAGGAAAUAAAUGGUUACGAGCUUAACAUCGAGCUUCUUAAAGAAACUUGUACGGUACUUGAGGAACAAUUAACGGAUUACGAAAGAUUAACGAGUGAUCAUGAAACUCGAGAGAAUAUGUUGAUUCAAGAUAAAAUGAAGUUACAAAAAGAUUUAGAAACUGCGGAAGGAAAGUUACGUACAUUGCAAGCAACGCUAAACGAAGAAAACAAAUUGAAAUUGACGGCAGAACGUAAUGUCGAAAAAUUAGAGGUGGAAGUAAAUGAUCUGGAAAGUGAAAGAAAUAAUUUAAUUGCUCAAAGAGAUCAAUAUAAAAAGUUGGUACAAGAGUUGACGGUACAGGUUGAAUCUUUGAGUAUGAAAUGCGGCGAUUUAGAAUGCGAUUUAUCCGAAAUGCAACGCGCACUUGAAAAUGCUAAAGCGGAAGCGAUAAUAGUCAAAGAAGAAAGUAGCCAACACUUAACGAGUUUACACGAAUUAAAGGAAAUCAAUUAUACGUUAAUGGGAGAUUUACAAAAUAGCAUAGACCUGAAUCAAGAUCUCAGAUGUAGAAUAGCAGAAAUGGAAAAUGUUUUAGCUGAAAUGAGACAAUUCUAUCAAGAGAGAGAAGUUAAAGCUGAAAGUACUCGACAGCAGCAGGCUAAAUUAAUAGAUUAUUUACAAUUGAAGUUGGAAGAAUCUGGUAAGAAAAAGAAGACAAUGUGCGACAAAAUUCUUGGUACUAAACAAAAAGAAAAUAUUCCUCCUAUCAGUACGAGCAUGCCGAUUGGAUAUCGCGAAUUAGAAAAUCAACUUACCAAAGAACGAGCCAAGGUGAAAUCAUUAACGGAUCAAUUAUUAGCAUAUAAGGCUAUGCAUAUAUCUGCAUCGGCACCUUCCUCGCCAUCAUCUCCAGAAAUAAAAAGGCCUAUGGCACACGUUACGGAAACGACUAAUGACAUUUUAACUAAACGUUUGUCGCCGCAGAGAAUGGGUCAUAAUAUUUCACAUAGAUUUAACGUAGCAUUACCGAUGCGUGCUGGAAAAUGCUCUGGAUGCAGGGAUUCCAUUCAGUUUGGAAAACGCGCAGCUAUUUGUAGCGAAUGUCAAAUAAUGGCACAUUUGAAAUGUUCAUUAUCCGUUCCUGCAACGUGUGGUCUUCCUGGAGAUUUCAGCAAACAAUUUAAUAGAAUUAUGAAGGAUAGAGAUGAUAGUAUAUCAUCUUUGGGCGGCAGCGUUCAAACAUUAUCUAUAGACCAACCGGAUAAACCUGAUACGAGUCCUCAAAAUGUUCAAGAUAACAAUAGUGAUGUUUCGAUGGAAGGCUGGGCGAAAGUACCGGCACGAUCUAAAUCCUGUUGGGAAAGAAAUUACCUGAGAUUAGAAGAAUCUCGUUUAUGUAUAUACGACCAUCAACCUUCCCCUGGAAUGUCACCAAUACAUUGUUUAAAUCUAAACGAUAAAGAAGGUUUUAACAUUGUGGAGAAUAUUCAAGAAGCUGAAGUAAUUGGAACUGCAAAGUCUGAUCUACCAUUUAUCUUUAGAAUAGAAUCCAAUUCUUUAACAACUUGUUGGCCCACAUCUAGACUGGAUAUUAUGGCCUUAAAUCAAACUGAUAAAAAGAAUUGGGUGAAAGCUCUUAAAAUUGUUACUAGUCAAUGUUCGUCUGUUAAAUUAAUGAAAAAUGAAAAAUAUCAAACGGUACUUAAGUUAGAGAAACAUCAGUUGGACAUAAAUUGUGCGGUAGAUAUGACGGAAGGAAAUGUACUUUUGUUAGGUGCGGAAGAAGGAUUAUUUUCUUAUUGUGGCACCAAAUCGAAAAUACUUACGAUGAUUCGUGGAGUGAAGAAAGUUCAUCAAUUGUCUUUACAUCCUCCUUUAGACAUAGCUGUAAUGAUAGCCGGCGACAAUAGACAAUUAGUGUAUUGUUCUUUGAGACAAUUAAAGAGCAAUUCGCUCGCAGCCGAGUGUUCUAGGCCGGCGAUAAAUACGAAAGCUGUUUUGACGGGUUCCGAAAGUUGUCAUUUCUAUCAAUUACAAGACUCGUUCAUUUGUGCUGCAUUUGAAUCAUGUAUAAUAUUAUUCAAGUGGAUUGUCGAAGAGGAUCGCGGAGGAUUCGUUAAAAUUCGUGAAUUUGAAACACCUAAGCCUUGCAGCUGUGCUAUAUUUACGAAACAUCGUCUCAUUGUUGGAUGUAACAAAUUCUUUCAAAUUGAUCUCGAUAAUUAUUAUGUUGAAGAUUUUCCAGAGGAAGAUGACAAUUCAGUUAAGGCUACACUAUCUGGUGUUGCAAGACUCGGUAUUUUUCCAAUUUGUGUUUUAAAUGUGUCAUGUAAAUUUUCAACUGUUGAACUUUUGCUCUGUUAUAAUGAGUUUGGCGUGUUUGUUAGUGAAAAUGGUAAUAGAACACGAAGCAUUGAUCUAACAUGGAGUCAUUUACCAUUUGCUUUUGCCUUUCGAAAGCCAUAUUUAUUCAUCAUACAUUUUUCAUCAAUAGAAAUAAUCAAAUUAGAUGCAGAAGCAUUUACAUUAUCAUCGAAAACUCCAGAAAGAACUCUGAUAGAAUUUUCAAGCAUACGAUAUUUAGGUGUAACUAAUUCAAAAGGAAUUUAUAUUGCUUCCGUUAAUUCUUUUCUCGUGUUAUACAAAAUAGAAGGUUCUUUCAAUCUACCUGAUCUAAAUGGCAGUAUUACGAGCUUAGAUACGUCGGCGCAGGACGACGAAAGUACUUCAGAAUUCAGUUUUACUUCAAGUCUUAUGGAAGCUUUGGAUGGUCAAGGAAAGAAAGUACACUUUGUUGAUGUUUCUAAGGAUUAAAAUAAUUACUUAAUUUUAUAUAAUAUAUACAUAUAAAUAUAUGUGAAUCAAAUUUGGAUAGCGUACAUACAUAGAAUAUAUUUAUUUGAAUUUUAUGUUCAUCAUUAAUUAAUUAUUAUUUGCUUCCGGGAA